Molecule: messenger RNA, 1362 nt
Organism: Mycotypha africana
Lineage: Eukaryota; Fungi; Mucoromycota; Mucoromycetes; Mucorales; Mycotyphaceae
Exons: 4
Coding region: 1-1362 (453 amino acids)
Biological process (GO): protein processing
Cellular component (GO): plasma membrane
Molecular function (GO): metalloendopeptidase activity
Source: RefSeq, a predicted model, not a curated record
AUGACAUUAUCCAGCCUAGCCAAAUUGGUUCCCAGCGUUGAUUGGGAUCUAUAUGUUCAUCAUCUAUUGCCCUCUAACAGUGCCAAGCAUCCCAGCCAAAUAGUUGUUACCUCUCCUGACUAUAUUGCAAAGGUGUCCAAAUUGGUUGGAACCGAAACAUCAACGCGUACUUUGCAAGCUUAUUUGGCAUGGAGAGUCAUGUUUGCCUUCGGAGAUGCUCUUGGAGAAGAUAUUCGCGGACCUAUUCGUCGAUUAAAUUCAAAAAUCACUGGUACAAACCCUAAAUCGGUCAAGCCACGUUGGGACACAUGCUUGGAUGAGGUUAAUGAAGACAUAGGAUUUUUGGCCGGUCGCUAUUAUGUUUUGAACAAAUUUGGUGGGAACGCUAAAGAAAAAGCCGAUGAAUUUGUCAACAGUAUCAAGGAGGUCUUUUUAGCACGCUUACCUAAAUUAGAGUGGAUCGAUGACGAAACACGUGAAAAGGCUGUUCAGAAGGUCGAUGAACUGGUAAGAAAAGUAGGGUAUUCCGACGUAACGCCAGAUAUUAUGUCACCGGUGUCUCUUUCAGAUUAUUAUGCAGACUUGGAAAUUCAAAAUGACACAUAUUUUGAAAAUUAUAUCAAGGCCCGUACAUUUGCAGUGGAAGAGGAAUGGCGACAGGUCGGUAAAAAACCCGACAGAAGCAAGUGGUUGAUGAAUCCUCAAGAAGUGAAUGCUUACUACAACCCCUCUUUCAACGAGAUUGUUUUCCCAGCCGGUAUCUUACAAAACCCAUUCUUUGGAAGUAAUUAUCCGGAUUAUUUAAAUUAUGGUGGUAUUGGUGUUGUGGUCGGCCAUGAACUUACACAUGGAUUUGAUAAUAUGGGUCGUCAUUUUGAUGCCAAAGGUCGAUUAGUUCAGUGGUGGACAAAUGAAACAGCUGCGCAAUUUGAUGAAAAAGCUGAAUGUUUUGUCAAGCAGUACAGCAACUUUACGAUGGUUGACGUAAACGGAGAAGCUAUCCAUGUAAAUGGCAGACUCACCUUGGGUGAAAAUUUAGCAGACAAUGGAGGUUUGGGCGAAGCCUUUGUGGCUUGGAAAGAAAGAUACGAUAGUGAUAAGGAAAGUAAGCGAUAUAAUAAUGUUCGCUUACCUGGUCUCGAUCAGCUGUCUCCUGAGAAGCUAUUCUUUGUCAACUUUGGUCGUGUAUGGUGCAACAAAGUAACACCUGCCCAGGCCAAGAAAGGGGUACUCACCGAUGAGCAUUCACCAGGCAAGUGGCGUGUUAAUGGAGCAGUGCAAAACUCAAAUCAUUUUGCCAAGGUUUUCAACUGUCCUGUUGGAAGCCCCAUGAACCCUACACAUAAAUGUGAACUUUGGUAA